Messenger RNA from Thalassophryne amazonica, 1382 nucleotides. Its product is annotated as very-long-chain (3R)-3-hydroxyacyl-CoA dehydratase-like. Gene Ontology annotation, biological process: sphingolipid biosynthetic process; fatty acid elongation; very long-chain fatty acid biosynthetic process. The coding region runs from base 85 to 1170 and encodes 361 amino acids. Gene Ontology annotation, molecular function: 3-hydroxyacyl-CoA dehydratase activity. Lineage: Eukaryota; Metazoa; Chordata; Actinopteri; Batrachoidiformes; Batrachoididae. The record is from RefSeq and is a predicted model, not a curated record. Gene Ontology annotation, cellular component: endoplasmic reticulum membrane. The transcript is spliced from 11 exons.
UGUAGUCUUCCGUCACUGUUCGUGUUCGUCACUUUUCGGUUGUCGGUAUUUGGCAUGUAGAUUUUUAUAAAACGCGGAGGAGCGAUGCAGACUCUCACCCCUCAUGUGUACUGGGCUCAGCGUCACGGAGACAUUUAUCUCCGAGUGGAACUGAGCGACGCUAAGAAUCUAAACAUCAACCUGCAAGGCAACACACUACAUUUCAGAGCACAGGGUCAUGGAGCGAAAGGAGACAAUGAAUAUGAGUUCAGUUUGGAGUUCCUGGAACCCGUCAAACCUGAGGUUGGACAUAAGUCCACCCAGCGUCAAGUUGACAUCAAAAUCAAGAAGCAGAAAGAGCACUGGUGGGAUCGACUGACACUGCAGGAAAAGAAGCCUCUGUUUCUGGCUCCAGACUUCGAUCGCUGGUUAGACGAGUCUGAUGCUGAGAUGGAGCUGCAAGCUAAGGAGGAGGAGGAGAAGAUAAAUAAGAUAAGUGUGGAGUCAAGAGUUCGUAAAGACCCGUACCUGAGUCUGAAGAAAGGCUAUCUAUUUAUGUACAACUUGGUACAGUUCUUGGGAUUCUCCUGGAUCUUUAUCAACAUGACUGUUCGUCUUUUCAUUCUUGGCCAAGAUUCUUUCUACGAUACCUUCCACACCAUGGCUGAUAUGAUGUAUUUUUGUCAGAUGAUGGCUGUGCUCGAGGUCAUUAAUCCCUUAUUGGGCCUGGUUAAGACGGGAUUUUUUCCAGCAAUGAUACAGGUGGCAGGGAGGAAUGUGAUACUGUUUGCCAUUUUUGGUAGCCUGGAGCAGAUGCAGAACAAACCUGUUGUCUUCUUUGUGUUCUACCUGUGGAGCACCAUUGAGAUCUUCAGGUAUCCCUUUUACAUGCUGUCCUGCAUCGACACAGAGUGGAAGCUGUUAACGUGGCUGAGAUAUAGUCUCUGGAUCCCUCUGUACCCACUGGGUGUGAUAGCGGAAGCGGUGGCUGUGAUCCAGUCCCUGCCCAUUUUUGAUGAGACCCGUCUCUUCAGCCUCUACCUCCCUGAGUCACUGGGACGUUCUUUGAGUUUUUCCUACAUUCUGCAAGUCUACCUGGUCCUGAUGUUUCUGGGCCUCUUUAUCAAUUUUCGGCACCUCUACCAUCAAAGGAGGAGACGAUUCCGUUCCAGGAAGAGGAAGGUCAAAUGAAUACACUUCUCACCAAAUGAAGAUGAAACUUAUUUUUUGUUCUCCCUCAUUCCCAAAUGCCUUCUUUUAUUUUCUGUCAUGGUGGUUUACCUUUAACUUUUUGUGUGUAUGCGUUUCCACGAGUUAAACUACCAACCCACUUUGGCUAAAUGCUGUAGGUCUGACCAGUUUUACCUGUGCUUGGACAUUACUUUAAAAUAAAGUACAAAUUG